Molecule: messenger RNA, 3519 nt
Organism: Budorcas taxicolor (takin)
Lineage: Eukaryota; Metazoa; Chordata; Mammalia; Artiodactyla; Bovidae
Gene: LENG8
Product: leukocyte receptor cluster member 8
Cellular component (GO): nucleus
Source: RefSeq, a predicted model, not a curated record
GCACUGGCGUGACGUCAAGACGCCGCGGUCCGGACGUCGAAACUUAAAGACAGGAGCCAGCCGGGUCAAGAGCAUUCGCGGAGCCCUGUUGCCGUCGCCUGGAGCCGCCGCUGACGAGUCCCGGGGUCGUACGGCCGAGACAGUGAAAAAGCAUUCUGGCUCCCGAGGUCCACCCCUUACACCCCAGGGUGCAAAUGGCGGCCAACGUGGGUGAUCAGCGCAGCACAGAUUGGCCCUCUCAGUACAGUAUGGUGACCGGGGCAGGCAGAGAGAACGGGAUGGAGACUCCCAUGCACGAGAAUCCGGAGUGGGAGAAGGCCCGCCAGGCCCUGGCCAGCAUCAGCAAAGCGGGGGCCGCCAGCAGCUCCGCCAAGGCCAGCAGCAAUGGGCCUGUGGCCAGUGCACAAUACGUGUCCCAGGCAGAGGCCUCGGCCCUGCAGCAGCAGCAGUACUACCAGUGGUACCAGCAGUACAACUACACCUACCCCUACAGCUACUACUACCCGGUGCAGAGCGUGUACCAGAGCUACGGCUCCCCCUCCCAGUACGGCAUGGCCAGCUCCUACGGCUCAGCCGCGCCCCAGCACCAAGGGCCUCUGAACCAGCCCCCCGUCCCGGGCAUGGAUGAAGGCAUGCCCUACCAGGCGCCCCCUCAGCAGCUGCCCGCGGCCCAGCCCCCCCAGCCCGCCAACCCCCCGCAUGGGGCCCAUCCUCUGAGCAGUGGCCCCCAGCCUGGGACAGCCCCCGCCACCCAGCACAGCCAGGCAGGACCCACGUCAGGCCAGGCCUACGGGCAGCACACCUACCCUGAGCCGGUCAAGCCCAAGAAGGGCCAGCAGUUGUGGAAUCGCAUGAAGCCAGCCCCUGGGACUGGGGGACUCAAGUUCAACAUCCAGAAACGGCCCUUUCCCGUCACAAACCAGAACUUCAGCUCCACCACAGAGGGCCAGCACAGCGGCUUCGGCCCACAGCCCAACCCCGAGAAAGUCCAGAACCACAGGGGGAACCUGUCUGGGAAGCCGGACGACUGGCCGCAGGACAUGAAGGAGUACGUGGAACGCUGCUUCACGGCCUGCGAGUCAGAGGAGGACAAGGACCGCACGGAGAAGCUGCUCAAGGAGGUGCUGCAGGCGCGGCUGCAGGACGGCUCGGCCUACACCAUCGACUGGAGCCGCGAGCCCCUGCCCGGGCUGACUCGGGAGCCUGUGGCCGAGAGCCCCAAGAAGAAGCGGUGGGAGGCGCCCAGCACCCUCCAUCCUCCCAGGGGGGCAGCCUCCACGACCAGGGGCGGGGGUGCCCAGUCCCAGCGAGGGACGCCGGGGGCUGGGGGCGCCGGCCGAGCCCGGGGCAGCAGCUUCGCUAAGUUCGGCAACCGCAACGUCUUCAUGAAGGACCACAGCUCCUCCUCCAGCACCGACUCCCGCUCCCGCUCCUCCUCCCGCUCCCCCACCCGCCACUUCCGCCGCAGUGACUCGCACUCGGACUCCGAGAGUUCCUGCUCAGGCAAUGAGUGUCACCCUGUGGGCCGUAGGAACCCACCCCCCAAGGGCCGGGGGGGCCGGGGGGCUCAUAUGGACCGGGGCCGGGGCCGGGCACAGCGGGGCAAGAGGCACGACCUGGCACCCACCAAGCGCAGCCGCAAGAAGAUGGCAGCCCUGGAGUGUGAGGAGCCGGAGCGCGAGCUGAAGAAGCAGAAGCGGGCGGCGCGCUUCCAGCAUGGACACUCGCGCCGCCUGCGCCUGGAGCCCCUGGUGCUGCAGGUGGGCAGCCUGGAGGGCGGCACGGCCGACCCUGACUGGCAGGAGCUGCAGAUCGUGGGCACCUGCCUGGACGUCACCAAGCACUACCUACGCCUCACCUGUGCUCCUGACCCGUCCACAGUGCGCCCUGUGCCGGUUCUGAAGAAGUCGCUGUGCAUGGUCAAGUCCCACUGGAAGGAGAAGCAGGACUACGCCUUCGCCUGCGAGCAGAUGAAGUCCAUCCGGCAGGACCUCACGGUGCAGGGUGUGCGCACCGAGUUCACGGUGGAGGUGUACGAGACGCACGCGCGCAUCGCCUUGGAGAAGGGGGACCAUGAAGAGUUCAACCAGUGCCAGACGCAGCUCAAGUCGCUGUACGCCGAGAACCUGCCGGGCAACGUGGGCGAGUUCACCGCCUACCGAAUCCUCUAUUACAUCUUCACCAAGAACUCGGGAGACAUCACCACGGAGCUGGCGUACCUGACUCGGGAGCUGAAGGCGGACCCUUGCGUGGCCCACGCCCUGGCACUCAGGGCCGCCUGGGCUCUGGGCAACUACCACCGCUUCUUCCGGCUCUACUCUCACGCUCCCUGCAUGUCUGGCUACCUCGUGGACAAGUUUGCAGACCGGGAGCGCAAGGCUGCGCUCAAGGCAAUGAUCAAAACGUAUGUAAAGCUGAGCUCCGCCCCGCCCAGGCCGCGGGCCGCCCUGUCUCCUCCCCCUACCUGUGCGCUCGUCCUCAUCUGGACCCGCCCCUCUCUGCACAGCCCCCCGCCCCUCCCCUCUCUCCUGCUGCUCUCUGCUCAUGGCAGCCUGGAACCCCCCGACAUCAUCCUUGUCCAGGCCGCCUUCAUCCAAAGCCUCCCGCUUCCCCGACCCUCGAGGCCGAACCGCGCCCAGAGGCUGAGCGCCCCCGUGGGGCAGCCCGCAGAGCCGGCCCCGCCCUCAGCAGCUGUGGGCUCAGCGACCGGGCCUUGUGCCCUCGUGAAGGCUCAGAUGAGUUUAGGGCCGGGUGCAGGCAAGCGAGGCCGACAGCCCCCAAAGAGGGUGCCCUCUGCCCCGGGCAACGGUGUGUUCGCAUCUGUCAGGAGGGAGGCGCGCCAGGUGGGCUAAGGACACCCCUUUUGUCACGGCCGGAGUCGUCCCGGCUUCUAGGACUGGAGGCCGGGGAUGCGCUGAGCGUCCCACGGUGCCCAGGUCACCCCCACCAGGGCCACCUUCUGAGGUGACAGGCUGCCAAGCCCUGCUCAGAGGUCCCAGGGGCCUUGGGAGCCACGGGGCGCGGUCUGGGUGGGGGUGAACACCCACUGAAGGUUAGGAGGCUCCUUGUGGGCUCCAGUGUGGGAUGAGAACGUUUAAGGGUGAGGUAGGGGGCAGGGCCGUGCAAAGACAGGCAGUGAGGCGGGCUCAGCAGACAGGGCAGGGCGCGGGCUGCUUCCUGCCCAGAGCGCCGAGGGGCCUGUGUCUGAAGGGGCCCGCAUCUUCAGCAGAAACUGCCCCCUGUCCCAGGGCCAGUCCCACAGACGGCCAGGGUUCGAGGCAGGAGGGGUCCUGUGUCCCCCACUAGUGUGAGCUCAGUGGCUGUGCCCCUGGAGCCCUGCUCCUGGGUGCGUACAGCUGGGUGGGCCCGCUGCUGGGAGGGUGCAUGCACAGAGCUGCUGGCCGGCACCAGCCCGCCUCCUCUUAGCUGGGUGCUCAGCCUCCUCUGACCAGGGCGAGGCAAGCAGGAGGGGUGGUCCCCAGAUAGGAUCAGCCCCCUCCACCCCCCGCCCCUCGCAUC